AUGAUUUGCUACUUGCUUCUUACGGUUCUAGUGAUUUCAGCUGUCGACAGUGCACGCAUUAAGGCGAAUAAUUCCACCACAACCGACGUGCUCCACCAUUCAUCCCUUCAAGGUGGUGACAAGCAUUCUGGUUCCCAGUAUCAUCCAGUU
Molecule: messenger RNA, 150 nt
Organism: Trichobilharzia szidati
Lineage: Eukaryota; Metazoa; Platyhelminthes; Trematoda; Strigeidida; Schistosomatidae
Source: the annotation of a GenBank genome assembly